Rhipicephalus microplus (southern cattle tick) is the source of this 570-nucleotide messenger RNA. RefSeq names its product transmembrane protein 17-like. The record is from RefSeq and is a predicted model, not a curated record. Gene Ontology annotation, biological process: non-motile cilium assembly. NCBI's taxonomy places the organism in Eukaryota, Metazoa, Arthropoda, Arachnida, Ixodida, Ixodidae. Gene Ontology annotation, cellular component: ciliary transition zone.
AUGGCGUCACUGAGAACUCUGGUCGAAGCAGUUUCGGAAACAAUAUUCCCCGGCCUGCACCUUAGUUGUAGCAGAUCAAGGGCGAUAGCUUUAAAGCACGGUGAGGAACUACUGACCAGCUUGCCGCUGCAAAUGGCCGUCUACUUCAACCUCUUCUACUCUCCACUGUGGCUCAUAUCCCGCUGCCUCGCCCUCUACAUCAAGCUCCGCUACCUGUCACUCACGCAGCAGACAAUUUCGGCGGCCAUCUUGAUUAUGAUGACGGCCGUAGAACCUCCACGGCUCUACCUGGGCUACGCAGGGAACCUCGGGGAAGAGAUGCCGGCGCUGGCUGGCUUCUGGCUGCUGAGCGUGCUGCUGCAACUGCCCCUGCUGGUCUUCCUCGCCGUGGGCGGUGCCCGGCCGCUGCCCCUGGAGCGCGCCGUCGACCUGCCGCUGGCGCUGAUGCUGGCCACGCAGGUGGUCGUGGCCUUCGGCGUUAUCCGCCGCGUGACGCGCAGCCAGGCGCGACGCUUCCUGCGGCAAGCGGCCACGUCCUCCGUGGACGUGCUCGAGCAGCACCUAGACUGA